GACUCUGCCGUCUCUCUCAAUGUGUCCGUCACCUCACGAGCUGGUGGCUGUGCCCAGUCAGUGGUACUGGUCCUCCUGUGUGCCCGCUGCUCAGCUACCAUCAAGUCGUGCCUCAACCUGCGCGUCUGCACCGUGAAUGCUGACAGCCCCUCCGAGUGCGUCCCCCAGGGUGAGUUCAAUGCCAUGCCGCACCUUGAGACAGAGGUCGUCUUCCACGAGGUGAAGGGCUGCUCCCGCGGGGAUGCCCAGAGCACCAAAGCCGCUCACAUCGUCCGCCUGGAUCCCAAGCCCAGCUCCAUCACAAAGGUGGAUGUGUCCCUGAGCUGUCCAAAGAGAGCUGUGGGCAACCAGUUCCUCAUCCUGCAGAGCCGGGCCAACCUCACCUGGUUCCUCUCCCUCAACAACUGCAACGUCCGCUUCCUGGUCUCCGGGAGCUACAGGAUCAUGAGCUUGUCAAAGCUAGGGCUGUUCCCUGGGGAACUCCUGCCUGACACGGAGCAGGGUCUUGUCAACAAAGCUUUUGAGAAGAACUGCAGUGUCAUCGCCUCCUACUCUGCCAUCCCUGUCAGCACCCACAUCAGUCUGGAGAUCCAGGAGCACGAGAUGAUCAGGAGGGCGCCUGUGAUGACCACCUCCCCUCCUACCUCCACCCAAUCGAUGCCCAAGUUGCUGCUGCCCAUGCUCCGUCCCUGGAAGUGCACGGAUGAAACCAUGGAGAUUGUCAUCGCCAGGUCCCACUUGCAGCCCAUCAAGGACCUGGUAAACAUCUCCCUGCGGGACAGUAGCUGCCAGGCAGAGAAAAAUGCCACUCACUUCAUGCUGAAGACCACACUCAGCCACUGCGGCACCUCGCUAGAGGACAGGGGCCAUGCCAACAACGAGAACACCACCAUGUUCGAGAAGGUCCUGCAGGUGAUGGUGAAGGAUGGCUGGCAGCCACCCAACAGCCGUGGGCUGGGGCUGGCCGCUGUCCUGGGCAUCACGUUCGGCGCUUUCCUCAUCGGGGC
Molecule: messenger RNA, 1007 nt
Organism: Apaloderma vittatum (bar-tailed trogon)
Lineage: Eukaryota; Metazoa; Chordata; Aves; Trogoniformes; Trogonidae
Gene: ENG
Product: endoglin
Exons: 8
Source: RefSeq, a predicted model, not a curated record